UAGAAAAAGAAAACGUCUGCCGUAGCUGUAUGAACAGCUGAAUGCUCCUACUUUAAGUGAUGCCUUGCGCAUCACAAUUACUCACACACAGCUCUGCAUCGGACCGUGAUCUGACUUUUGUGCUCGCGCGAAUGUGAGCCGCCGCAGUAGCUGAUGAAAGCUGAAUUCCCGGGCGACACCUGCCCCCUGCUGAGGCCCACCAUUUGUUUGACCUGACAGAUGGAGAUCAGACUGAAGAGAGAUGAGUGGGAACCCACCGAGCACGCUCAGGUUUCUUGGUGCCGUGAAAAGAUUUGUCCCGUCCAUUCAGAUCCGAUGGAGUUUCCCAUGUUCCGCGCCGCACCGGCUUUUUGUCAGACUAUCUUUCUCAUCUCCGCGUGCACAAGAGAGAUACAGCGUAAGGCUGACGUCGGGGGUUCAGUUUGGCUUCCUGGGUGCCCACCACAAACCGUGGUGUCCCCCCGGUUUGGAGGUUGCUUUCUCGUCACAAAUCCGCAGGAAGACGACGGUUCCGGCCAAUUACCUUGGAAAAAGACUGGAGACAGUGUUGAACCCCCGCCCCUGACGAUGAUCCCGGGCAAACCUCUGUCAGGCGCCAGAAUGGCACAGACCUGCUUCCUCCUCCUGUUAAUUGGGAACGCCAUCUCGGUUUCCACGCAGUUUAACGGAUACAACUGUGACGCCAACUACCACAGCAGGUUUCCUGCCGAGCGAGACAUCAGCAUUUACUGCGGGGUCCAAACCAUCACCCUGAAGAUCAAUUUCUGUCCCGUGCUCUACUCGGGCUACACAGCCGCAGACCUGGCCCUGAACGGCCAGCACGGCGACGCUCAGUGCCGCGGCUUUGUCAACAACAACACGUUCCCCACCGCCGUCCUGUUCAGCAUCAGCCUCAGCACUCUGGAGGCCUGCGGCAACAGCCUGGUGGUCAGCACAGCUCACGGGGUCAACGCCUACGGGAACAUGUCUCUGGUGCAAAUUGGGAAUAUCUCAGGAUACAUCGACACCCCCGACCCGCCGACUAUAAUCAGCUACCUGCCUGGUUUGCAGUACAAGUUCAGCUGCAGCUACCCGUUAGAGUACCUGGUCAAUAACUCACAGCUGGCGUCCUCGUCUGCCGCCGUGUCAGUGAAGGACAGCAACGGCACGUUUGUUAGCACGCUCAGUAUGAUCCUGUACAAUGACUCUACGUACAGUCAGCCCCUGUCGAUCCCAAUGACCGGCCUUGCUCUGAAAACCAGAGUGUUUGCUGCUGUAAAAGCUACCAACUUAGACAAACGAUGGAAUAUCUUGAUGGACUACUGUUACACCACCCCCUCAGGGAAUCCUAAUGAUGAACUCCGCUAUGACCUUUUCUUCGGAUGCUCCAAAGAUCCACAGACGACCGUUUUCGAGAACGGGAAGAGUCAGAUGGGGCGUUUCUCCUUCGAGGUCUUCCGAUUCGUGAAGCACAGACACCAGAAGAUGUCCACCGUGUUUCUGCACUGUGUCACCAAGCUUUGCAGGGCGGAUGACUGCAUCAUGCUCAUCCCGAUUUGUGGGCGACGGCGCAGGAGGGAUGGAGAGCAGAGCCUUGAUUCCCGGCCAGUGGCGUCUGGGAGCGCCGUUAUCACGGCCGGUCCAAUCAUCACAAGGAGUGAUGAAACACCUGUCAACAACUCUCAACUUGCAAUUGGCAACUCCUCCCGGCCAUUAAACGCUUUGACCAUCGCUCUGAUCUCGGGUGUGGCCAUACUGGGCGGAGUCUGUGUUGGCUUCCUGGUUUUGUCGCUCCGCCUCCUGCAAAAGUCCCGCCUCCCGACAGCUGCAGCCUCUGGUGUUUGGAAUCCCAGCUUUAAUUGAGUUUGACUGCAUUUUUUUUGUUAGUUUUUCUAGUCUCUUCAGAGCAUUGCAUACUUUGAUACAUUCAUACCUACUUUUUAUAUACGUAUACCAUGUUUUGGGUAUUUAUUGACUUCAAUACCUCAUUUUCUUUUUUUCUUUUUUUGGGUAUGUCAGUAGUUGACGACAAUCUUAAAUGUUAGGAAAAUAGAAAGGAACAACUUGGGUAGUUUUCGCAAAUAUUUUUGGUUUAUUUUAACUUUCCGGUCAUUCAGUGGACAAAUUGUUGCAUUUUAAAAAGAUAAUAUGUCUUAAAAUUACCAAUGAAUAUUAUGCUGGAUACUGUAUAAGCCAAUGAGUGACUAUAAAAUGGAUUCACACUUGAUCAUCUUCACAUUUGUCAUGUUACAUCUACAAACAUCAACGUAUUUUGUUGGUAUUUAAUUUUUUAUAAUAUACGACACUUGUCGGUUUUAUAACUACAUUUUAGAAGUAAUUGCAUUGUCUUUUGUACAAUCCCAAUAACAUAUAUUCAGGUUUAUGAUUAUAACUUCACAUUUGAAAAGUUUGAGAGAUAUGAACACUUUUUUUGCCAUACACCAUA
This is a messenger RNA of Xiphophorus maculatus (southern platyfish), 2425 nucleotides long. Its product is annotated as zona pellucida-like domain-containing protein 1. NCBI's taxonomy places the organism in Eukaryota, Metazoa, Chordata, Actinopteri, Cyprinodontiformes, Poeciliidae. Bases 220 to 1842 code for a protein of 540 amino acids. Gene Ontology annotation, cellular component: cell surface. The record is from RefSeq and is a predicted model, not a curated record. The transcript is spliced from 11 exons.